Molecule: messenger RNA, 4008 nt
Organism: Drosophila sechellia
Lineage: Eukaryota; Metazoa; Arthropoda; Insecta; Diptera; Drosophilidae
Gene: tapas
Product: tudor domain-containing protein 7 tapas
Exons: 8
Coding region: 154-3858 (1234 amino acids)
Biological process (GO): spermatogenesis; P granule organization; piRNA processing
Cellular component (GO): P granule
Source: RefSeq, a predicted model, not a curated record
UUGUAUUAAAAGAACAAGCUGCGUUCGGUAUCCUCGGAAUAUUCCUUUCGCAAGAAAAACUCAAUAGUCUCUUUUAUGCAAUUUGCAGUGCAUAUCUCGCUGAGACUCGGUUUAUAUUAAUUGUUUAAUAGCUUGAAUCGUUGAACGAUCGCAAUGGAAAAGCAGGAGCUCCUGGGACACGUGGCCAAGGUGGUCAGGGCGCUGAUCACGUCAACUAAGCCGCCGGUCGAGCUGCGGUCCAUCGUCAAAGAUUACAUGGAGGUCGAGGGUGAGCCGAUACCCUUUCACAGGCUGGGCUACUCGAAUGAGCAAGACCUGCUUAGGGCUACGAAUCAGUUUAAGUUUCACCAUUACGGCAAUCAGGUGUUUAUAAAAGCGACGUAUAACGCUAGCACAGCACACAUUGUGCGUAUGGUACGCGAGCAAAGGACCAGCACUUCCAAAUCCUUAUCGAAGCCCCCGCCAAUUGCCCAGAAUCCCAUUUACGGCAAGAGGUACCACAAGCAACAACAGAAUACGCAGUGGAAUCAUCAAAAGCAGGACCACCGAUAUUGUCCAACACAGCCAGCGUAUUGGCAACCGGAUUAUUGGCAGCAGCAGCAGCAGAACCGUCAGCGGGAUCAAGAAAUAAGGAAAGCAGCUAAGCGCGAGAAUCAGGCUAAUGCCAAGCAUAAACAAGAUCUAACGGACACCAAAUUUCAAGAGCUGUUGGAUAAUAAUGAUAAUAUUCAAGAACAGUUUUCGGAAAGCCCACAGAUUGAGGAACAAGACCAUCUAGAUCUAGGUCAAAUACCGAAGGAAGUCGUGAGGGAAACACAGAGGCGCGUAGUAAAAGAAACCCGCGAUCGGGCUAGGAAGGUUACCAUGCGAGCUGCAAAGUUGGAUCAGGAAACGAUCAGCAUAACAAUUGAGAACAAAAAGGCACCAGCCAUGAAUGGACAUGGACCAAGCCACGUUACGGCUAACGGGCAAGACAAAGGCAAUGACGGCAAACCUCCGCUGCGUGCCAUACUGGGCAACAGUGCUUCGCAGCGCAAGCAAGAUACAAGCACCGUCUAUCACAGCCCUGAAUCCUCAUUCAGGCGGCCACGUCAUCCGCGAAUAAUGUUCCCUGGUCCUCAGCGCACCACGGGCGUCUCUGUGAAUCACAGACUGAAAGUAACGCCGCAAUCGGAUGCAACAACGCCAGCUGGAGCGCCCAUCACUCCGCCAGCUUCGCCGGAAUAUGCUCAAACGACAUCCGCUGCCAAAAAGACGUACAAGGAAGAUAUCCACGGAGAUCAGGGUCAAACAGGCAAUGUCGUUACAAAUCCAAAAGUUAAGGUGCCACUUAAAUACGAUCCCUCAUUUGAUCCCGUCUCCACGCUCAAUCUCUAUUGCGAGGCAAAUGACUUUGAGAAACCUGCGUACAACAUAUUCAACAAGCUACGGCACCUACAUUGUUCAGUGCAAAUCGCUGGCGAUGUCUACAGUAGCUAUCCGCAGGAGUUCACUGAUAAGGAGACAGCAUACCAAUGCACGGCAAAGAUCGCUAUCCAGCGCAUCCUGCAUGCCCAGUCACACCAAAAGCGCUCUGCUUGCACAUUUAGCGAUGCGGAGUUUAUCGAUGGAUUGUACGAGGAGCUGUUGAAGCACCCACAUGGCAUAUUGGGUCACAAGCUGGAGGAUUGGUACGGCAGCACCUUCCGGCAACAUUUGCCCAGUCAUUGGUACGAUUUGAUCCUGAAUUCAAAUAAAAUUCGUGUUGAGCACGGCAUUGACCCAAGGAUCAUAUUGUUUGCCAACGAUCCUGGUUCAUUGAAGCCGGACCGCGCCAGCAUAAGCACGCUGCCACAGAUGGUGCUGCCGUGGCAGGCAAGCGAAGGAGGAUCACACGACUGGAACAUGUUCAUCAGCUUCUGCGACUCCACCAAGUUAGUGUGGGCUCGGAUGAUCGAUCAGAUCGCAAACUUUGAGGAACUGACGAAGCAAAUUGGACGACAAAUGGAGUCUCCGCAUUUCCGGCAAAAGGUCUCUAAACUUUACGCUCAGGAAGUCUAUCUGGUGGAGAUGCCCGAUGGCUGGAAUCGUGUUCGUGCAAUUUCCGUGGAUGAGGAGACCCGCUCGUGCCGUUGUCACUUUAUCGACUUUGGCGAUGUGGGCAUGUUUCAUUUAGAAGAUCUGUUCCAGUGUCCACCGCAGUUCUUGGUGCUCCCGGCCCAGGCCGUUUGCCUCAGCAUGUACGCGUUGGAUAAGUUCGAGGAUCAUCCGCACGCUCACAAGGUGUUAACGAAGGAGCUGGACGGCCAGACGGUUGUGGCCCAUGUGCUCACCACGGAGAAGCCGUUCCUGGAACUGGGUGGAUAUGCCCAGGGUGUGGUGGAGAACGGUAAGCGUCGGGCGUGCUUGGUGGCCACGCUGUACGACACCUCUACGGCUGAGGACAUACAUUUGAACGAUCUGGUUGCGAGCAGAAUAACCAAGUGCACGCCGGCACCAUCCCUAAGUGACGGCAAGACCACGCCCAUUCUUGUGUCUCACAUCAACGAUGAUGGUGAUCUAAUGGUGCUGCUGCGCAAUGAUGACCUUAAGUUUGUGGAACGCAGUAUUGCGCAAACUGUGGCUGAUUUGGGCGAGCAGGACCGAGUGAGCUAUUCCGAUCUGCUCCACGACCGCCAUAUAUUUGUGUGCGACGAGACUGUCGAUGGCGUGAAGCAGUGGUUCCGCGGGCGAUUGGUCACCAGACCACUCAAUCCGGAGGAAGAGACUUUCGAUGUCUACUACAUGGACGAUGGACGGCAGCGUAAGACGCACAUCUCUAAUAUCUACCGCCUGGAGGCCAACAACAGAGCUCUGGCUACGUUCCCACCACAGGCGAUAGCCGUUCGCCUGCACGACGUUCCAGAGAUCGGAGGUCAUAUGCUUCAUCGCCUUCGGGGUCUGAUACCUUGGCGCACAGAAGCUCUGCUGAAGUUUGUGGCCAAGGAUAGUGGCAAGCCUCUGGUAAACGUAUUCAUCCGCGAGGACCCGGAGUCCAUGUAUAUGUGCGUGAACAUUGGCCUUCGCUUGGAGUUCGAGAUGGCUAGCUCCAUUCAUCCGGAUUAUACGCUACUGAGCACCAAUGUCCAGCUGCCCAGACGCGGUAGCUUCAGCUCCGUGUUCUCCAAUCAGAGCAGCAACAGCGACCUUAUCGCUACCACUCCCCCGGUGACGCCAGAGAAGAAAUCAUCUGCAAGAUCAGGCGCCAGCACCUUCUCGUCGCUCAUGCUCAAGGAUUACGAGGCUAUUCCGGCAGUGGGAGCCUAUUUCGAGGUGCGCGUUGCCCUGUCCGUCAAUCCCGGUCACUUUGCGGUGCAACCGUAUAAAUGCUAUAACCAGCUGCAGACUUUGAUGAAGAAUUUGCAAGAGCAUUGCCAAAAACCGACAGCCAAGGCAGUCCAGCCUUCACAACUGGCCAUUGGAGAGGCCUACGCUGCUCCCGACUCCGCAGGCGUUUAUCAUCGCGUAAGUAUUCACAAGAUUUACGAUGAGAUUAUACACGUGCGUUUCGUCGACGUGGGCGACGAUGGAGUAAUUGCCUGUGAUCAACUGAAAACUCUAAAUCCGGAGUUAAGAAAGCUGCCCAAGAUGGCACUGCCAGCACAACUUUAUGGCAUACAACUGACUGAUGUAGUAUGGAGCAAGGAGAACUGCCUCCGAUUCCGCGAACUGUCGUUGGGCCAGAAGUUUAUUGGCAUUGUGCGGCGCAUGACUAAGCAAAGAGAUGGCGGACGAGCGAUGUGCCUGGAGCUGGUGGACACCUCCACGCCGAAAGAUAUUAAGCUGCACGAGAUUCUCAUCAAUGAGAAGCACGCACAGCCAGCAACAAAGGAAGUAUGAGUCGGAGGAGACGAUCCAUUUAAAUUUGUUCAUGUUUAUGUUUGCGUAAUCCUAGUUUUAGAAUUAGGGAUAUACAUAUAACUUAUUAUGACGAAACAUUCCGCCAGAUGGAACCGAUAAUAGCUAAUAAACUGAUGUUUUUUAUCGAGA